GAUAAAUAUAAAUAUAAAUAUAAAUAUAUAAAUAAAUCAUCCCCUCUCCUCGCCCUUUCCCCAAUUCCCAUUCACGAAGCAACCUCUCCAUCGCCCCCUCCUCGAUCCGAUCGAUCCAAGCCCCCGAUCGAUCUAAUUCCCUGUGAUUCGAGAGAAAAGAGCGAUCCAUGGCGAAGAGCUCGUUCAAGUUGGAGCAUCCCCUCGAGAGGCGACAGGCGGAGGCUGCUCGCAUCAGAGAGAAGUAUCCCGAUAGAAUCCCAGUGAUUGUAGAGAAGGCUGAGAGAAGUGAUAUUCCAGAUAUCGACAAGAAAAAGUACUUAGUUCCUGCUGAUCUCACAGUGGGGCAGUUUGUUUACGUUGUCCGGAAGAGGAUUAAGCUCAGCGCCGAGAAGGCCAUCUUCAUUUUUGUCAAGAACACUCUUCCACCCACAGCGGCGAUAAUGUCUGCGAUUUACGAAGAGCACAAAGAUGAAGAUGGUUUUCUCUAUAUGACUUACAGUGGGGAGAACACAUUUGGAUCCAUUUAAAAUCCAAAUUGGGAGGACUAUUUAACUAUCUUUGUAAAUACUAUGAUCUACAAAUAAUAAGUGUAUAGAUUCACACCAGCCUCUAGUUUAUGCGCUCUUCAUUAAGGUCUUAAAAGUUCUAAGAGUCUGUGAAUUUGGGGAUAUUUGAAUGUGAUUUAAUGGUCAAAAACAUGUUAUUUCCAUUACCUGA
Ananas comosus (pineapple) is the source of this 717-nucleotide messenger RNA. RefSeq names its product autophagy-related protein 8C. The transcript has 6 exons. Gene Ontology annotation, biological process: cellular response to nitrogen starvation. Bases 168 to 527 code for a protein of 119 amino acids. Lineage: Eukaryota; Viridiplantae; Streptophyta; Magnoliopsida; Poales; Bromeliaceae. The record is from RefSeq and is a predicted model, not a curated record.